CAGGGCUCAGAUCACUUCGGAUUGGAUUCUUGUGUCAAACCUUCGUGUCUCCGCAGAGAGCGGGGCAGUAUGGCAUUAAGUGUGCUUAGAAAUUGCUCAGAGGUUCUUAAAACAAACGUCCGGAAACUCCAGCACCUUUCUACAGGUGUUCGACACAAGACCACAAUUCAGUAUGCUACACGACCUGAUCUACCAAAGCUGGCCUAUAGGAAACUGAAAGGGAAGAGUCCUGGAGUGGUGUUCCUGCCUGGUUUUGCCUCUGUCAUGAGUGGACAGAAGGCAGAAGCAUUAGAGGAGUUCUGCAAGUCUUUAGGUCACUCAUACCUCAGGUUUGACUAUUCUGGCUGUGGGUCAUCUGAAGGGGAAAUGGGUAACUACAACAUUGGUGCCUGGAAGAGAGAUGUGCUCUAUGUACUGGAUGAACUAGUAGAAGGGCCACAGAUUCUGGUGGGCUCCAGCAUGGGUGGGUGGCUGAUGUUGCUCGCCGCUCUCGCACGGCCAGAGAAGACAGCUGCUUUAGUGGGCAUCUCCACAGCUGCAGAUCACUUCGUCACAGCCUUCAACUCCCUACCAACACAGACAAAGAAGGAGAUCGAGGAACAGGGCUUUUGGAAAUUCCCCACCAAGCACAAUGAAGAGGGUUUCUACACUCUGAGCAUGGACUUUCUGAAGGAGGCGGAGAGCCACUGCAUACUCCAGAGCCCCAUCCCUGUUUCCUGCCCCGUUCGUCUGAUUCACGGCCUCAAGGACACUGAUGUUCCCUGGCACGUCUCCAUGCAGGUCGCAGAGCGGGUACUCAGCAAUGACGUGGAUGUCAUCCUGCGCAAGCACGGGCAACAUCGCAUGUCAGAGAAAGAUGACAUUAAGCUCAUGGUGUACACUAUUGAUGACCUUGUCGAUAAACUGACCACAUUAGGGUGAGAGUGGGGCGUGAGGACAGUGUGAAAGAGCCAUAUAUCUUACUUUCUUCCAUGGAGGCCCA
Cyprinus carpio (common carp) is the source of this 982-nucleotide messenger RNA. Its product is annotated as palmitoyl-protein thioesterase ABHD10, mitochondrial-like. The record is from RefSeq and is a predicted model, not a curated record. Bases 70 to 921 code for a protein of 283 amino acids. The transcript is spliced from 6 exons. Gene Ontology annotation, cellular component: mitochondrion. Gene Ontology annotation, molecular function: palmitoyl-(protein) hydrolase activity; hydrolase activity, hydrolyzing O-glycosyl compounds. Lineage: Eukaryota; Metazoa; Chordata; Actinopteri; Cypriniformes; Cyprinidae. Gene Ontology annotation, biological process: protein depalmitoylation.